CUUAGCGGUGCAGAAAUGUGUCUCUGUGAUUCGUAGGGAUUUUUGCGCGAUCCAAGCCGAGGUUAAAGCUCCGAGGAAGCAGGAAACGCGAUUACGUUCGAAAGAGAGGAAAAUCGGGCAACAGAACCGCCGGUGAAAAUAAUCGAUCUCGUCCAAUCGCAGGCUGGUUUCACCGAUCGCGGUUCCCGCGGGCACGAGCGGGAAUUAUGUAAGGUCGUCCGAAAAUUCUGGCACAGGAACGGCACGCUGGUAACCCUUCUCUCAGAUGCACGUUCGAGAGUGAAAGCGUAAGCAUCGGACGCGUGGUUCACCUUUAGCUGGAUCUUACACCGCGUGGUCGCGAGUUAUCCCGACGUUAUCGAUCAUAGCGUGGAAAGAUGCAACCGACGAUCGCCGUCUCCGUGGCCCUGAUCCUCCUGGUCGCGUCCUCCAUCGCGGAAUUCGAGGACCACUUCGAAAAUUGCCAUCCGAACGUGGCUGGAUUCGAUGGAUGUGUUCGAAAAGCCUUGAACGAGAUUCGACCGUAUUUUAAAACCGGACUGGUCAAGUACGACGUGCUUCCGUUCGAUCCAUUUUUUGCUAGGGAAGUGACGGUGAAGCGGGGAAUGCCGAAUUUUGGCUUCACUUUGACGCUGAGAAACGUCACCGAGAGUGGAUGGUCCGCCAGCAAAGUGACGAAAUUCGUCAGUGAUCUGCCACACUACAAGAUUGUUUACACUCAGAGUUUCCCGGAGAAAUUCCUAGACGGUUCUUACGAAUUCAACGGAUCCGUGUUUGCGUCGUCGAUGAAGAACAAGGGAAGAUUUACUUUAGCCCUGUACGAUCUCAUUCAGACAACCACGGUCACCAAGCUACCAGGAGAGAAGAUCCAAGUGAGCGUCGACGUGCAAACGAUCAGGGAUUUGAAACUUCACAUCACGAACCUGCUCUUUGGCCGACAAAUACUCGAGGAUCUCCUCGACAGGAUAAUAAACGGCGCUUGGCAACCAGGAUUCGUAAUGACCAGGCGUUUAAUCAACGAUUUGGUCUCUACGGCGUUCACGGAAAUAUUCGAGAAAGCUUUCCAUAAUUUUCCGUUCGACAAAAUCGUCAGAUCGGUGUAAAUCGAAAACGAAUCGCGAGCUGCGUAUGCAUUGUGCUUCGUUAAAUAGUAUUAAUGACGGAAGAAGAAAUACGUGUGAUAUAGGGGCUAGUAUACGCAAUAAUACUAUUAACGCUAGAUUUUAGAAAUUUCAUAGAAAUACAUAUACAGACAAUGUCCGUAAAUCUAGUGUCAAAGUCUACUUAAGAAUCGAAAUAAUUUAGAAUAUUAUAGGUAGAAUAAUUCAAAGUAAUUUUCAGUUCAUUAGCACAGUUAAUAUUUAAUAGUUUCUCACUUCAAUUUGAAGAUUGAAAAGUGUUGAGACGCGUGAUUCGUAUUCGAACCGAAAGUAUGUUACGAUCUGCCAGUGUUCCUUUCGCGGAUUCAUGCAGACGUAAGUACUUCGCUUUAAUAACGACUCUUGGCUGUCUUUGAUCGAUCAUUUCCUCGAGCUAUCAUCGACCGAUCUU
This is a messenger RNA of Colletes gigas, 1551 nucleotides long. RefSeq lists its product as uncharacterized. Bases 378 to 1103 code for a protein of 241 amino acids. The record is from RefSeq and is a predicted model, not a curated record. The transcript has 4 exons. Lineage: Eukaryota; Metazoa; Arthropoda; Insecta; Hymenoptera; Colletidae.